AGAUGAGUCGGUGGUCUUUUCUCGCGUUAAUGAAACACCCCCUUUCCGUAAAUGCUCAUUCCUGAAAAGCCUCCCUGGCUUUCGAAGCACCUAAUAUUCUGCACAUUCCCUCCCGUUUGCUGAAAUCAUUUUCGUUCGCAGGAGCAAAUCAUUUUCCGAGAGAGCAUUUGUGUGCCAGGCAGAAGCACAGCUGAGGAGUUGUCGCUGAACGCAGCGAGCUCAACUCAUUUGAAUAGAUGCUUUGCAGUGGGACACAAUGGUCAGUAUUGAGAAGCAACAUUGAUAAUCACAGAAGAGCAAUUUGAAUGAAAUUACACUUGACAAGCAAUCUCAAGGCGAAACCGAGUAGAGUGGGAGAAUAAGAACCAAUCUCUCAGGACUUGUCCAAGCCAGAAGACUUUCUUCUCUCUCUCUCUAUUUCCCCCUAGAGCUUUUGUUUAAUUUCGUGCAUUCUCUAGGACUGACGACAGGCAGCAAUGGAAGAAAAUAUGGAAGAAGGGCAAACCCAGAAAGGAUGUUUCGAGUGCUGUAUCAAGUGUCUGGGGGGCAUUCCCUAUGCCUCCCUGAUUGCCACCAUCCUUCUGUAUGCUGGGGUGGCACUGUUCUGUGGCUGUGGCCAUGAAGCGCUCUCCGGAACAGUCACAAUUCUGCAAAAUAACUUUGAGGUGGUAAGAGGUGCUGGAGACACCUUAGAUGUGUUCACCAUGAUUGACAUCUUCAAGUAUGUCAUCUAUGGGGUGGCAGCUGCCUUCUUUGUCUAUGGCAUUCUCCUGAUGGUGGAAGGAUUUUUCACUACCGGAGCCAUCAAGGAUCUCUAUGGAGACUUCAAAAUCACCACCUGUGGCCGAUGCGUCAGUGGCUGGUUCAUCAUGCUGACCUACAUCUUCAUGCUGGCAUGGUUGGGAGUGACAGCCUUCACCUCUCUGCCUGUCUUCAUGUACUUCAACAUCUGGACAGUCUGCCAGAACAUCACCAUUGCGGAUUCCACUGAUCUCUGCUUUGACCUUCGUCAGUUUGGUAUUGUUCCUAUUCUGGAACAAAAAACAGUCUGCACCUUAAAUGAGAGCUUCAGCAAGUUGUGCCAAUCCACUGAGCUGAACAUGACAUUCCACUUGUUCAUCGUGGCCCUGGCUGGUGCAGGAGCUGCCGUCAUCGCUAUGGUUCAUUACUUAAUGGUGCUCUCUGCUAACUGGGCCUAUGUGAAGGAUGCCUGCAGAAUGCAAAAGUACGAGGACAUCAAAUCAAAGGAGGAACAGGAAUUGCAUGACAUUCACUCCACCCGCUCCAAAGAGCGGCUAAAUGCGUACACAUAAAGAGCCCCUGCCCCCUUGCUCACACCGGUUACUGCUUUUGUGUCUGACUAAAGCUUAACAAUUGACUUACGACCCUUGUUACUGGUUCAGUAAGUUCCUAUGCGACUCAACUAUGUGUUUCUUUUUUUUUAAAAAAGCAGCGAUCAAAAAUGCAAAAGCCAUGUUUUUUGAUAAAGGGUCAGCCCUCACCUCUCACACAUGCAUUUGAGUUUGUUUUAUGCAAUCAAGUCUCGUAAUCUUUUGCUCUAUUUUCUUUUAAGAAGACUUUAAUAUUGUAAUUUUUCUGUAAACACUCCAAAUUCAAGCAGAGUGACCUCUGUUGAAAAUAUCACUGCACACUCAUUUCACAUCAGUACUUCUUACUUUAAUGGAGAUGAUCUCCCAUUUAUUGCAGAUGCGUGAAGGAAAGUAAUUUGAUACCAGCAUGAUGUUAUUCAUCAUCUGUGGUUAUUUCCAGUCUAUUUUUCCAAGACGUUCGUCCAAUACAAGAUAUCUCUCAGAUAUGCCUACAUUGAUAAAUUUCUGAACCUAAUAAUCAUGUUCAUAUUGAUUGUUUUUGUAUAUUAUCUAAUUAUAGAUACGUUCAUUGAUCAAACAGUUUAAUAUUAAUCAUUAAUCCUUGGGUUUAUGCCAAUUUAAUUUGCUUUAGUGAUAAUGAGUGACUCUCAGUGCAUGAUCAAAAUCUACUAAAAAAUUUAUAUUGCAAUGGGUACAGUUCCUUUUCAAGGGUGAUAAUUGGAAAGUGUUUUAUUUAUUUCUCUGGUGCAGUGGUUUACUAUCUGUUCCUCCUCUGGAAAUAGAAACAUUCAACAUUUUUGAGAAGAUAAAUAAAAAUCAAGAUGGUGUCCAACCCAGACAGAUUAGUCUGCAUGUUCUCCUAUCAGGCAAUCAGAACGUUGUAAUCAAGUGGGGAUGUGGGCAACGCUGAGCACACUAAAUACAUGAGGGCAGCAUCUACACGAGUUUCACACUUCAUGUUCAAAUGCCAACACGUAUAGAGGUCCUUAAUAUAGGAAUCAAUCCAUUAUUUUCAUAUUGGAUUCAUCUCAAUGUCAAUCACCCAUUCAGAUCACGUAGGAUUCUGGGAAGUUUUCUGCCCAUGGCCCCUCAAAAUCAGGCUUUGAAUUUUUUUUUAACUGAUGGAUGAAAGUUUUUGAGGAGCAUGCAUAGGCCAUUAAGAGUCAAAAAAGGUGUGCCUGGAAACUUGCGUGUUUAGCUGACCCUAAGGAAGCAAGUGAAACCUGUUUCAUAGGAGCUUACUACUAUAGGACACACUUGCACAUUCCAUUUGUUUAGAACUUUUUAACUAACUUUGUGAGGACAUUCCUCAAGCACUUCACACAAGAUGGUGAGGUUGGGGGCAGGACAUAACACUUCGGGUAUUCUACCUUUCAUUUCUGUUCUGACACCAAAUAUCGGUGUCGGACCAAACCGCCAAGCUUUUGAGAGUUUAAUCAGUUGGUCUCCACUGAGUGAAAGUAGUUUCGCAUGCAAAAUAUCUAAGAGGAGAAAUUCAGCUUUAGUUGCCAUCACUAAACGUGUGAAGCCCAGCUGGCAGCUGGUACACAUUAAAUGCAAGUGACCGAAGUCAAAUUUCUCCCCCGUCACAUUUGGAGAAACAGCACAAAACCUUUCGCUGUGAACAUAUUCAAGCCACCAGUGACAAAUGUUGGUGUUAAAUAUUUAUAAGAGGGAGAAAUGGUAAAAAAAAAGCUACCUGUGAAUUUUGUACUGUGAGAGGCAUUGAGAGCGUUCCAUCAAUACUGAACCAAAAUGGGUGUGUUGAAUUUUAUUCUGUAUUGCCUAUUGAUACUGCAGUAUGGUGUCUCCCUGAACCCCUAGCCUGAACAAAAUCUCCAUUGAUGUUCUUUGGAUGUAAAAUCCUGGUCUGUUUUUUUUUUCUUUUGGUCUAACUCUUGGACCUAUUGUGGACUAUGGUGAGCUAUUUCCUGAUGUAAGUGCAUUUCUAAUGAAGUUAAGGGAACUGAGAUCUGCUUUAUACUGUAACGGUCACGCAACAUUUGGUAAUUUAGCGUUUUAUGUAUUAGAUAAGAACUUUGACGUAGCUGUUAAUCGCGGCAUGAUUAUACUCUAGGUAUGGGGAUAGCUUCUUGAGAGUUAGCGUUUAUUUUAGCAUUAGGCUGUCUUACUGUAUUGUGUACAGUAUCAUGGUGCUUAUGCUAGCAGGUUUAUGCUGUGACUCUCAUAGAAUAUUUUAAUGUAGUGUUUGGUUAUUUUUGUGUGAUAUCUAUAGGUUGUGUCAAUUUAAUCAAUGUCCUUUGAUUCAGAUAUGAUGUCUUGUAUUCAGUAAUAAUGCUAUUGGCUUUCUGGUACUAGUCUUUGUAUUUUCACAAAGAAUGCUUCGUAGCAGGCUGUAUAAUUAAUCUGUUUUUGUACAUGAAUGUGCCAACAGCUUGACAGUGGCUUUUUUUUUCUUUUGACUGUAGGAAGAAAAUGCUUGCGAUUUAAUAAAUAAAAUAAAUAAAUUUGUG
Molecule: messenger RNA, 3805 nt
Organism: Mobula hypostoma (lesser devil ray)
Lineage: Eukaryota; Metazoa; Chordata; Chondrichthyes; Myliobatiformes; Myliobatidae
Product: proteolipid protein DM beta
Exons: 7
Coding region: 477-1313 (278 amino acids)
Biological process (GO): neuron projection development
Cellular component (GO): filopodium; axonal growth cone; plasma membrane
Source: RefSeq, a predicted model, not a curated record